CCUGCGGAAAGUAGGCCAUGCUCUGUACGUGCUUGCCCGUGACGUCAUCGCGUCAGAUGGCCGAAUGUUUACAUCCAGCAGAGAUGUGUUUCUGACUGGAUCCUCCAACAACAACCAAGAAGGCAAGAAUUUCAGCGAGGCCGAGUGCGCCACUCGACGUUUGAAGAACCUCUGGUCGUCAUGGGUGGAGCUGUUAGCGCCGGUGAGGACAACGAUGACCUCAUCGACAAUCUGAAGGAGGCGUACUACAUCCGCUCUGACCUGGUGGAGCGAGCGUUCAGGGCCAUCGACCGUGCCGACUAUUACCUGGAUGAGUACCGGGAUAAUGCCUACAAGGACCUGGCGUGGAGGCACGGGAACAUCCACCUGUCUGCUCCUUGUAUCUACUCCGAGGUGAUGGAGGCUCUGGAUCUGCAUCCUGGAUUGUCCUUCCUGAAUUUGGGCAGUGGGACUGGGUACCUCAGCACCAUGGUGGGCCUCAUUCUAGGGCCGCUGGGAGUGAACCAUGGGAUUGAGUUGCACCCUGAUGUGAUCGAUUACGCCUACAAGAAGCUUGAUUCCUUCAUCAAAACAAGCGACAGCUUCGAUAAGUUCGAGUUCUGCGAGCCUUGCUUCGUAGUGGGGAACUGCCUGGAGAUCCCCCCGGAGAGCCGCCAGUAUGAUCGGGUCUACUGCGGGGCUGGGGUGCAGAGAGACCACGAGGACUACAUGAAGAACCUGCUGAAGGUGGGGGGCAUCCUGGUGAUGCCUCUGGAGGAGAAGCUGACCAAGAUCACUCGCACCGCAGCCAACAGCUGGGAGACCAAAAAGAUCAUCUCAGUCUCUUUCGCUCCUCUGGUGCUGCCCAAAGUCAACAGCAAUGGCCGCCCCAAGACCACCCCCUUGCCCAAGUUUGAGGUGCGGAGCCUCCAGGAGUUGGCCCGCAUCUGCAUCCGGCACACUCUGCGGGUGACCCCAGAGGGGGCCGACAGCCAAUCACGAGGCCGCGGGUCGUCCUUCAGCGUGGGCCGCGGGCUGGCAGUGGCCGGCCUGCACAAGUACGGGCCUCGCUUUAAACGCCGCCGCGUGCACCGGCGCCAUUGCAACGCCCUGGUGCUGGCCACGCGUCAGGUGGUGUCAAGCAAUAACCCCGCCCACCCUGACGGCAACAACAACCAGGGAGGGGGGGAGGAGGAGGAGGAGGCGGUGGUGGUGGAGAGGGAGGCGCGGCGGCAGGUGAAGGGCAGCAGGAGGCUGGGCAGGGUGGUGAUGGAGGAGGACGAGACUGUGGAGGAGGAGGAUGAAGAGGAGGAGCAGCAGGAGGAAGAUGAGGAGGAUGAGGAGGAGGAAAGAGAGACCGGUGAGCUGCUGCGACCCCAGCCGGUCAUCAACAUCCUGAGGGAGCGGAUACUAAACCUGCCGCUGCCUGAGCCCCUCAAGAUGUACCUGCUCUACUACAGAGAGAAGUAAGGACCAACCCACCCGUUUCCCCACCCCGUUCUCUGCUGGCUCCUCCCCUACAUCACAUGAUCCAUUCCUGGAAACUGACUGGUCCAGGAGCUGCAACCUCCUACAGCUGUUUUUUGUUUACUCCCGGCCUUCACCUAGACCUUCCAUAUCUCUUUGAUCCGGUAACAGGGACGGGACACCAGGGAGAAGGUUUCCCUUUAGAAUAGUUGCUGAUGCAUCUCCAGCCAAAGGCCUAGACUGUCCAACAAAGGGACUUGAAAUACAGUUUUGGGGACCCCCGAAGUCGAAGAUUCCAGUUCCAUUUUUUCGAUGCUGUGCUGACGUCAAUCGCCCAAAAGUUCGCUCUGCCUUCAGGGGGACGUCUGUUUGGACCAAUCACUUCACACGGAGCCCCGGUCACCAGAAACCCUGCAUGUGUAUCCCGAGGGCCGUGUGCUCACAUGGACUCCCUCUCCACAUAGAUCAGCUGGAUCAUAACCCAGUUCGCAUGACAGUCCUGUGUACAUGAUCACCGUGUGCUCAGUUUAUUCCUCCUCUGAGACUUGAAGUGGUUUGUACAGAACUUUUUGUUCAGUGGAUGAACUUUUGUUUCCUCCUCCUCUUCUCGGGGCAUUAUCGCGUGUCACUUUUCCACCAGACUCUCUGCUCCCUACUGUGCCAAAUUGGACCAGCUGAAGUCUGGACCCUGUGUAAAGAUGGAGACUGUGCUUCGUUUUCUUUAUCUCUGACUCCUGUGCGUGUGGCUGAUGUGAUGUCAGCGGUCAAGGACCACUAUCUGUCAUUCACUCGCAUCUAAAGCAGUGAUGGUGAUCUGGUCUGUCUAAGGCCGCCAGGUCAGAUGAGUAAACACAAGUGAGUGUCAUUUUCUUGCCCCUCCUCCGUUAGUAAGUCUGGUCAUGAACAUGCAGUUGUAGGUUUUUCUUUCAAAUGUGGUGGUGGGUGGCUUGCAUCUUGCUUUAGAAUGUGGUGGAAGUCUGACUAGAGAAGAAACCAGAAAUCAUGGACCAGAAAACACUCCCAAAAACUGCUCAUUUAUUAUUUAUUACCUGGAUACAGUGUGUAGGUUUUAUUUCACCCGUUUUGCAGUGAACUUGCUGAUCAAAAAAGGUUUAACCAAACCCCUUGAAAAUAUAAAAUAGAAUCAACGGUAUUGUCUCACUCAUUCAGCCAAUCAUGAAUUCCAGUUGAGGGUGAGACUAUAUUUAUUUCCAGGGCUGUAGCUGGGUCACACCACCUGAUCCAUCUUUAUAUACAUGUGAGACUUGCGGGUGUAAAAAUCUGUUGGAUGUUUUUGUACUCUGCAGUGGCUGAUGUUUUGUGUGAGGUUGCACCAGCAGCAGGGAGGGAUCUGCCGCACCAGAAGCUUCUCCUCCGUUCAGGCGCUUGUCAGGAUCAGUCACGCACAACUAACCACGCGCUCUAACUUGAAGACAACAUUGUGCAAAGUUGUGUGUUGUUUUCCUGCUUUGAUAUGCGGAACAGACCAGUAACCACAGCGACCAGGUCUGGUGAAGCGCAUCGUUCCAUCACUGAUAGUAUGUGAUUCUCUGCUGAAUGUAACUGAUCACGACCUGUUUUUUUGCACUUCACAUCAAGUGUCAGUCAGAAUGAUUCGCUUCUGUGUGAGGUUUUUUUUUCUUUUCGAUUUUAAUGAGUUGUGCAUUUUACUGCUGCUAAUAAAGUCAGUGAGG
Messenger RNA from Synchiropus splendidus (mandarinfish), 3140 nucleotides. Its product is annotated as protein-L-isoaspartate O-methyltransferase domain-containing protein 2-like. Gene Ontology annotation, cellular component: cytoplasm. Gene Ontology annotation, molecular function: protein-L-isoaspartate (D-aspartate) O-methyltransferase activity. The coding region runs from base 181 to 1449 and encodes 422 amino acids. Gene Ontology annotation, biological process: protein modification process. The record is from RefSeq and is a predicted model, not a curated record. Lineage: Eukaryota; Metazoa; Chordata; Actinopteri; Syngnathiformes; Callionymidae. The transcript has 7 exons.